UCUGGAGCUGUCACAGUGCCAGGAGUAGCGCUGGAGCUCUCACAGUGUUGGGGGAGCCACAGUGCCUCUCUCCGGGACCGAGAGUAGCCCCAGGGCUUGUCCCGGUGGGCUGGAGUAGCCCCAGGGCUCUGCAGUGCCCCGGGGCUGCCCCGAGGCCGGCCAGCAGGGAUGGCACACGAGGACGUGAGCUAUUACCAGGGCCAGUACCGGAGCAGGCUCCUGCCCCUGCUCAGGGAGCUGCGGGCGGCCGAGGAGGACUCCAGCAGCUCCUUCGUCUGCGUGCUGAGGAAGAUGAAGGAGGUGCGGCUGGCGCAGAAGGCCGUGGAGGAGACAGAGCAGGCCUUCAUCGAGAGGAUGGAGGCACUCGCCGAGCAGUGGAGAGACCUGCACGCCAGGAGGGCCCAGCUGAAAGCACACGUGGUGGCAUCGGGGGCGACUGUAAAGGAGAAGGAAAGGCUGCGAACCCAAGCUCUGAAGAAAGCAAAAGAAGAGAGAGAGGAGAAUUCAAAAAAGGAGAGCGAGGCCUUGAGGGCGAGGAUGGAACUGGAAGCCCUGAGGAAACAGCGCCAGAAGCUCUCAAAGAAACUGCAGAAGUACUCCCUGUUCAAGAGGUACCUGGAGGAUGUGGUGGAGAACUCACAGUUCCAUGACAUCGAUGAACUCAUCACCUGCUACAAGGCCCUGCUGAGGACACGCAAGGACCUGCUGCAGUCCCAGUGGUGGCAGCGGCAGCUGAUGGAGCAGGGCAGGGACCUGCAGCAGCAGAUCAGGGCAGAGAAGGAGGCUGAGAUGCUGCAGUGCAAGAACGACCUGGUGCAGCUCAGGAAAUCUUUUGAGCAGGCUCGGAGUGACAUCCACCAGUGGGAGGAUCGCUGGGCCGAGCUGCAGGACAGGGCUGCCAGGAAGGCCACGGAGCUGAAGUCCCUCACCAUGGCCAUCCACAGCAUGUUCCACGCUGCCAGCGCACGGCUGCAGCCGCAGGGCAGGGUGGCAGCUGGGGACAGCCACGGGCAGCUGGACACGAUCCGGCAGCUCAUCCACGACCUCCAGGACUUCACGGAGGACAUGAAGGAGCGUGGCCGAGCUCUGUGAGAGCCGCCCUGCCCGCGAGGGAGCAGCAGGGCGGGCAGGGAAAGGGGAGGACGAGAGAACCCCGCAGAUAUUGCAGACUAAAAAAACAGCAAAUAUUUUAAGGCAUCUCUUCAUUU
This is a messenger RNA of Taeniopygia guttata (zebra finch), 1208 nucleotides long. The record is from RefSeq and is a predicted model, not a curated record. NCBI's taxonomy places the organism in Eukaryota, Metazoa, Chordata, Aves, Passeriformes, Estrildidae.